Molecule: messenger RNA, 1161 nt
Organism: Prorocentrum cordatum
Lineage: Eukaryota; Dinophyceae; Prorocentrales; Prorocentraceae
Source: the annotation of a GenBank genome assembly
GCCGACGCAGGAUAUCAGGAGGCGGUUGGCUAAGCUCAUGGCUUUGAAGGAGGACCAGAUACUCCAGAUGCUCAGGCCCGCUUUCGGAGAUGUGCGAGCGCCACGACAGUGGAAUCAUACUAUCACGGAGGCCAUGAUCGACGUCGGGUUCGCGCAGCAGUGCUGCUUCCCAUCGUUCAGCCUGGCGGUCAAGGGCGACGGCCCCGUCCUGGCGUGGGAGUCGGACGACGCCCGGCACUGCGUCAUGGGCGGAGUUCCGGGCCUGCGCGUGGACGGAUUUAUCGGCGGGGGCGAGGGCCUGGAGAGCGAGGCCGGCCUCGCUGACAUGCAGGCUUGCGAGGGGGCCUUCCUGGAUCGAGUGCAGCUCCCCAGCAGACGUUUCAAGUUCGGCAAAUGGGAAUUUGCAAAUGGCAACGUGUUCUGCGGAAUAGAGAAUGCGCAGUCCCAGUCCAGGAACGCGAUCGAGGUGAAGGCCGAGCAGUGUAUCCAUAAGGUGAAGCCGAUCAGCGUCGAGAGGGUUCGUCGCGUGCAUCCAGUCGACCCAUGUGCGCCGACAGGGACCAGCCAGCUACAUGGGCUACAUGGAGCCACGCAGUGGCCGGCAUCGCUGUGCAUGGCACAGGCGGCGGCGACGGUUUCGUUAGCGCAGGGCGACGUGAUCAAGGCUACCGUGGGCAGUCUGCUGGAGGCCAGCAAGUCAUUGCGGUUCCUGAAGGCGAGUGGAGACGUCGGCUCACGUAUCAGAUGCGUGGCCAAGUGGGAGUUGCUACGACUUGGAGUAUUGGGAUGCAUUGCGGGUGACGAGGCUCAAGCCGCAACCGACGCAGUGGAUGCUCUGGAGUUCGCAAAAGCGAUGCUGACGACCGUGCUCUUUCCAACGAUGAAGCUGACGGGCAAGCAUAUGCUGGGCGUUCUGGGCCGCAGUCCGCGCAUCGCGGACGCGAAGGCGCUCUGCGGCGCAGCCAACUCGCGAUCGCCAGCAGGCGGCCUGACCGAACGCUGGACUGGCAUCGAGAUCUUGCAGGUGCAUGAGAAUAUGGAGGAGUCUGGUGGAAUUUGGCGAUGGACCAACGCGUUUCAGCAGAUGGCGGACGGCCUGACCAAGCUUCAAGUGCGACAGCAAUCCGUGGAGACGUUGAGAAGGAUGACCCGCGCGCUCAA